AUGGAGCGCAUCAAAAAUGCCUUCCUCUCCUUCACGAACCCGAUGCCGCGCGGUCCGAACAAUGAGCCGAAGCCCGACUUUGCCUGGUUCGAGAUCUUUUUGCGAUGCGACUACGAAGAGCUGAAAAAUAUGUCGGAGGUCUGCCGCCAAUUCUACCACAUCCUGGACGCCGAAUUCUGGCGAAGCCGCUGCUUGAUGGACGGCAUCGACCUACCCCCGCAGCACGUCAUCGAAUUUGCGCAGAAAAAUGACAAAUACGUCGAUUAUCUCUACCUCUACCACUAUGCGCACAAGAACAACGUCAACCCGUACGGCGAAAAUCUGCUGCGAGAUGCGCCGGUGAACAAAACGACAGCUGCCAAUUUCGCGGGAGCUUCUGAUUGGAUGGUCUACGAGUCGAGGGGUUGCCAUUAUGAAGAGCCGCCCGAGGGCUACAAUGCAACACCGGAAAUGCCGGAGUCGUGCCUGGCCACCUCGUUCCGAUGGGGCCACCGACAGCUGAUGGUCGACUUGACGCGCUGUGGGGUGGAGCCCUGGAUCCUGGACUACCUGCGGCCAAAGAUUGUCGUCGAGGAGCUGCACGCGCCGAGGCACGACUGCGGCGCAAUUUAUAAGCUGAAAAUUGCGAUGCGUAAAGAAGACGAGGGAAUGCCCCGAGUUGAGGGCGAUCUGGCGCCCAGCGAAAAGCGAGGGACCGUCUUGACGAAGCAGUACGAACAAUGGGCAAAUCAGCCAUGGACAACGGAAACGCUCGUUUUCGAGAAGUAUCCGGCCGGCAUGCGCAAAGCCACCGUCGUCUCGUGCGCCAAGGAUACACAGUUCUGGGCCGGCAAUUUUGGCAUGAAAUUCACCGGCACGAAGCUGCGACUCGCGUUCCCGGACGAACUUCAUUGGUACGCGUUGGACGAGAUUGUUGACGAGCCAGCCGACGAACAACCGCGCAACGUACGUGGCCCCUUCCGCUCGCUGCGCAUCCCCCUUCCAACGGCUGCGCCACUUCCACGCGGAUCGAGCCCAAAACGAGUAAACCUG
This is a messenger RNA of Mesorhabditis spiculigera, 1032 nucleotides long. Lineage: Eukaryota; Metazoa; Nematoda; Chromadorea; Rhabditida; Rhabditidae. The record is from the annotation of a GenBank genome assembly.